UUCAAGUCUCAGUGCAAGUUUCAGUAAUCCAUGCAGAGCAGAAAUCCGUCUUACAGGCACUAUGCCCCCAGAAUUGUCGUCUACCACUCCAGCAGAUACCUCAAUAAAUAUAUCACUGACAAUAAAUGAAAAGUUUGACCUCUCACUGACUAAUCCAGACAGUAAGAAGUACAGCAGAUAUAAAUCUGUAAUUGAGAAAGUGAUUGAUGAUAAUUACCAAAACAUAGCUGGCUACAAACCAGGCUCUGCAAUACUCUUUAGAUUCAGGCCUGGGAGUGUAAUAGCAGACAUCACAAUUAAAACAACAGCUACAUAUGAGCUUGAUUUUGGGUCUGUGAAUUCAAAUCUCUCUAGAACACUCACUGCAGAAGGAUACAAAUUAGCUGAAAACAUUGUUGCUAAAUCAGAGGAGUAUGAUUUAGUUCAAAACCCAGGCAAAAUAUAUCCUCUGCAAGAAAUGCAGUUGAACUGUAAUCCUCCAGAUGGUGCCAAAGGAGACAUAAACUGGAGGGUGGACGGGGUUGACCCAUUGCUAAAUCCUGCUAAAUAUAACAUCCUUAAAAAUAACCACACUCUAAAAGUAAGAAGAGUAAGUGCUGAAGACAGUGGUCCUGGGUCAGGCUGCAUCACAUAUAACUACACUAUGCAGCAACAGGAGUGUGAGUCUCAUGAUAAGAAUGUGACUUUCACAUGUCAUCUUGCAGAUGCAAGCCUGAGUGCACUGAGUUACAGCUCAAAGACUGUUACACUAAGAACAACCAAAAAUGCAUUCAACUGCUCGGAUAGCAAGUUUGGAGUUGGAGUUGUGAAUCAGACAGCAUUCAGACACUGUGAAGGAGGCAACGCUGGCAUUCAGUGGGCAGUGUGUAGUCCAAUGGGAGAGUGGAGAGACACAUCUAACAAUUGCACCCUUCGUGUCCUCCAGGACCUGGCAGAUAGAGCUGAACAUUUAGAAGUGACUGACGUUCGACAGUUUGUUGCUAAUCUCAGUAGUACUGCAGAGAAGCAUUCAGAAAACAUAACAAAGGUUUCCGCGACUCUUUUAAAAGUUGUGGAUUUACUCAGGACAAUCGCCUCUUUUUCACAGUCAGCUAUCAUUGAUAAAGAUAUUAUGAAGGAUUUCCUUAAAACAGUGGAUGUCAUUGCAUCAGAGGAAGCCCAGGCAACAUGGAAGACUCUGAAUAUAGAAAGUACCAGCAGGAACGUUAGCUCAGCACUUCUGCAGUUGAUCGAAAUUAUUGGAGGCAGUCUCUCAAAUGAGCCCUUCUUAAUAACAACACCAAGAAUCCAACUCAUCAGGACUUUUUUAAAUAGCUCAUUUCAAGAAUUAUCUGGCAUAAAUUCAACUACUAAAAUAGAUAUUCCACACACCAGUGGAUCAAACAUGAUCACUAUAAUAGUUCUUUCAGCCUUUCACAAUGUCUUGCCUGUUAGAACUGCUGCCCACAGCAACGGCAGUCAAAGAGAUACCAGAAUUAAUGGAGAUGUAGUUGUGAUCAAGAUGGACCCAAAUACCUAUAACAUCUCCCUUUACUUUAAUGUUAAAAAUAAUACACUGGGAAAUCCUCAGUGUGUCUUUUGGAACUUUAGUCUUUUGGAUGGAACUGGCGGAUGGGACUCAACUGGGUGUGAGCUGAAGGAUUCAGGGAAAGGAAGUAACACAGUUACAUGUGAAUGUACUCACACAACUUCAUUCUCAAUCCUGAUGUCACCCUUCUCUGCCAACAGUUUUGCCUUAUCUUACAUAACUUACAUUGGCCUUGUCAUUUCAAUAGGCAGCUUGCUGUUGUGCCUCAUUAUUGAAACCAUUGUAUGGAAGCCCCUGACAAGGAAUGACACAUCCUACAUGCGGCAUGUCUCCAUAGUGAACAUUGCUGUGUCCCUCCUGAUUGCAGACAUAUGCUUCUUCAUUGGAGCAUCCAUUGUGGAACGAGGACAGGUUACACCAUUGGGUCCCUGCAGUGCAGUGACAUUCUUCAUCCACUUCUUUUAUCUUGUUCUCUUCUUCUGGAUGUUCCUGUCAGCACUCUUGCUCCUCUACCGCACCAUCAUGGUCUUUUCUGGAAUGUCCAGGUCCAGGAUGUUGGCCAUAGCAUUCAGUGUGGGCUAUGGAGCCCCAUUACUCAUAGCUGUCAUCACUGUGGCAUCAACAGCUGGAAACAGAGGAUAUGUUCAAGAAAUGAACUCAUGUUGGCUGAACUGGGAUCAAACUAAGGCACUCCUGGCAUUUGUGAUUCCUGCUCUGACAAUUGUGGUCAUAAACAUGAUGGUACUCAUUGUGGUUUUAUGUGCAAUGCUAAGGAGGGGAGUUGGUGCCAUUACUCAGCCAGAUGAGAAACACACCAUGUUGGUAAUUGCCAGAUGUGUGGCGAUUUUGACCCCUCUUUUUGGUCUGACCUGGGGAUUCGGUAUCGGAACCAUGGUGUCCUCACAUUUUGGAAUUCAUGCGGUCUUUGCAUUCCUUAAUUCAUUGCAGGGUUUCUUUAUUUUGGUAUUCGGACCUCUACUGGAUAAUAAGAUCCAGGAGAAGUUCCUAGGAAAACUGAAGUUCGGAAGUUUUAGCUCAAACCUCACCAGGGCUAAUCAUGCAGGAUCCUCGCCCUCUAAUGGAAAGUAUUCAAUAUAUAGGUUCCACAGGAGAUUUUCCACAGGGGACACCUCCAACAUAUAUUUGGCAGAGGUGUUGAUAGAGGGUAAUGCAUCCCUGGAUGUGUCAGCUUUUCUGUCUGGACUCGACCAGCUCACCAUAGACACAGUAACCAUUGUGGAAGCUACAAUGACAGCACGACUGGUCAGUAUUGACGUUCCUCCACACAAAGUGUGUUAUAACUCACAGUAUACCAUGAACUGCGGUAUGGAGGAGAAAAUGGACACGUGCACAUGGCAGAUUACACGACCCGACCAAGACCCACAGAUCAUUGGAGCUGGUGCUAAGCAGAAGCUGGAACGCAGGACUGGAAAAAUACUUCCAGUUAUGCUGCUCUUCUACAUGCCGUACAAGUGA
Electrophorus electricus (electric eel) is the source of this 3004-nucleotide messenger RNA. The record is from RefSeq and is a predicted model, not a curated record. Lineage: Eukaryota; Metazoa; Chordata; Actinopteri; Gymnotiformes; Gymnotidae.